CCUGUCUUCUCGCGACUCCUCACCAUACCAUCACCCCGGAAGAUGUCUGACCUUGCCGCUGCAGCUACCACGUCCCCCCGCCGGGUGCGAGAGCCAAAGGUGCUGCCUUCGUAUCCUGUACGUCGAGCCCUCUCUACACUCGUCACCUCGCCCUCGCUCCUGGUACAGAUCCUACCCUCGCUCUUACCUCUACCUCCACGGUGGCUUCAACUCUUCAUAUACCUUCUACUGGCAGCUAACAUCACUUCCUUCCCAGGUACAUGGCACAUCACGCUCUUCCGACCGCUCCUGACUCGGAUUCUGCGCGCCAGAGCCGCCACGGCCGCCCUUGUGGGCUCACGAGGUGGUGGGGACGCGACUGAUCCUCGCACAGGCAGGCAGAUUAGACACGAGGUCUUGCCCCUCGGCAAAGACAUCUUUGAGACGAAGACCUACAGGUCAGGGAGAGCUUGGCCAGCAGAUUGCGACUACCUAUUUCACCUCUCCAACUCCAGCUACGCCAAGACCCUCGACUACUCGCGCGGUGCUCUACACUUCUCUCACUUCUAUCGCUUCCUGUCCGAGGGCGGCCGCUUGUUCCUAGGGGGGUCCAACUUUCACUUUCACAAGGAGAUUCCCAUCAUGGCAAAGUACGAGGUGCAAAUGCGGUUGGCUAGUUGGGAUGACAAGUGGGUCUAUUUGGUCGGCACAUUCACAUCGCCCACAGAUCCUACAAGUCGUGAGCCGGCGGAGCCAGUGCCCACCAGCACACCAGGCACCUCGAGUCGCACUCCUCGUAUCUCCCUCUCCCGCUCCGCUUCCAAUCUACGUGGACUUCUCUCAGACAUCAGCAAACCAGAACAUGAAGCUCAGGCUGCCGAGCAAAGACGCAGGUCCCGCACUGUAGCCUCAGAGCUUGCAUCAGAAAACGACACUGCCGCCGCUUCGCCCUCGUACUUUCCUGCAGGCGCCCAAGGGGAAAAGCUUGAUGAGACAAAGGUGUACUGCACUACGGUGAGCCGGUACUGCUUCAAGUAUGGCAGAAAGACGAUCCCGCCUUGGUUUGUCAUUGCCACGAGCGGAUUCGGGACAUGGGCUAGCACGAGGAAUAAUUGGGACAAGGCGGAAGAGGUGCGGGUGCGCUCUGCAAAGGGAUCUUUCGUAAAGAAGGGCGGAGCGACAAAGAAGCUGCAGCCUUGGGAGGGGAUGCUGAAUGCCUUUGAUCCUCGUGUGGACAAGGAGAGAGGUGAAAGCGGAGAGGCAAAGGGGGAAGGUGUCGUGGCAAGCUGGUGCGAUAGGGGGUACUGGAGUCUGUCUGAGUGGGAGCCCAGACGUAGACAAGGGCUCGCCUACAUUGAGAAGCUGGGCGGACUGGCCCCCCAGGCCGGGGCCACCGCUCCGUGAUAAUGCAGACUACCUCGGGGAAAGCCUCGGAAGGAGUAAGAGCCCGCAGUCUAGCACUAGAUAAAUUGAUUUUGCACACUAUCACUGUGUUACACGAUGCUACUAUUGUGGUACCCUGAAGUCUCUGAAGUGUUCUACGCCUAGAUCUUCUUGCCCUCCCAUGCCUCGGCAGCUCCAUUGUACUGCUCUCCAAAGUUAUCAUACCACUUCUGCACCAUAUCCUUGCCCAUUCCAGCCGAAAUAGUCUCCUUGUCCUCUUCGAGCUGCUCUGCCACCUGCUUCAUAAAGUCA
This is a messenger RNA of Microstroma glucosiphilum, 1674 nucleotides long. RefSeq lists its product as hypothetical. Lineage: Eukaryota; Fungi; Basidiomycota; Exobasidiomycetes; Microstromatales; Microstromataceae. The record is from RefSeq and is a predicted model, not a curated record. Bases 43 to 1383 code for a protein of 446 amino acids. The transcript has 4 exons.